CUCACUGACUCCCCUCUCUCUCAUUCCAUCUCACUUUUGCGGUUUUCAUCCAUAUCACAAGAGUUCAUUCAAUCAGACGUUUGAUCAGCCCGUCAAUAGUCUUGGGGAUAUACCCUUCAUCAUUGGUCCACCUCCCAAUCAUCACCCACUUGCUCUACAAUCAUCAUACAUCCGUUAGCCAUGGCGGACGACACGGCUACCACAGAGCAGGCUCCCAUUACCUUCACUGUCAAGUCAUCCACCGAUGCCAAAUAUACCCUGACCCUCCCCCUCACCACUCUGGUGUCAGAUCUCAAGCAGAAGCUCUCAACCCCCGAAAAUGCCGAUACCCCCGCAGAACGUCAGCGAUUGAUCUACUCGGGUAGAGUUUUGAAGGACACUGAGACACUAGAGACCUACAAGAUUAAGGAUGGCCAUACUAUUCAUCUCGUAAAGAGUGCUGCGAGCAACCAGCAGCGACAGAACACAGCUGCUCAGCCCAGCUCAGCCACUGCGGCUGCUGGAGCUACCCCAAACCCGGCGGCUGCCGGUGUCCCAACCAAUCUCGCCGCUGGUACUGGCAACAACCCACUUGCUGGCUUGACUGGUGCACGAUAUGCUGGAUUCGCACAACUUCCCGGGGCCGGUCUUUUCGGCCCUGAUGGUGGGAUGGGACCUCCUCCAGAUACUGAGUCAAUGCUCAACAUGCUCGAGAAUCCUCAAUUCCAAUCGAGCAUCAACGAAGCCCUGCAAAACCCCGCUAUGAUCGACAUGAUGAUCCAGCAGAAUCCCAUGCUUCGCGACAUGGGACCCGGAGUCCGGCAGAUGAUGGAAAGCCCAGAGUUUCGCCGCAUGUUGACCGAUCCGAGCUCGAUUCGACAGAUGAUGCAAAUGCAACGAGCUAUGGGAAUGGGUGGCGGCGGACUUGGUGGCGGCGAUAAUGCAUUCCCCGCCCCGGGGGUGACGAACACGACCGCUGAGGGAACCCCGGGUUCAGAGCAACAGAUAAAUCCAUUCGGACAGAUGCCUCAGAAUCCACUUGGAAACGCAAACCCUUUCGGUGCCCUCUUCGGAGCUAACCCGUUCGCAAACCCGGCCCAGCCUUCUGCCACCCCAGGCGCCACUCAGCCCGGCGGUGCACAAGGUGCCGACUCUACGGACCGAUCAGCACCUGCCGAGGGACAGACCCCUCAAGCUGCUCAGAACCCCUUCGCAUCUCUUCUAAACCCGGCCAUGUUCGGCAACGCUGGACAAGCUGGCCAGGGCGGUGCGAACCCGUUCAAUCCUCAGCAAAAUCCGUUCCUGCGUGACCCGGCGCUACUUUCCCAGAUGAUGCAGGGGAUGGGUGGACAGGGCGCAGAAGGUGGAGCCGCUGGUGCGAACCCUCUUGCUGCUCUACUUGGGGGUGGUGGUCUUGGUGGUUUCGGGGGUGGUUUCGGGGCGCCCCCACAGCCUGCAGACACCCGCCCCCCGGAGGAUCGGUACGCCGAUCAGUUGCGGCAGUUGAACGAUAUGGGAUUCUUUGAGUUCGAGCGGAAUAUCGAAGCCCUGCGUCGCGCAGGCGGCAGUGUUCAGGGAGCGGUGGAGUACCUCCUCAGCCACCCAUGA
Penicillium samsonianum is the source of this 1587-nucleotide messenger RNA. RefSeq names its product ubiquitin domain-containing protein DSK2. Gene Ontology annotation, molecular function: polyubiquitin modification-dependent protein binding. Gene Ontology annotation, biological process: ubiquitin-dependent protein catabolic process. The record is from RefSeq and is a predicted model, not a curated record. Lineage: Eukaryota; Fungi; Ascomycota; Eurotiomycetes; Eurotiales; Aspergillaceae. Gene Ontology annotation, cellular component: cytosol. The transcript has 2 exons. Bases 181 to 1587 code for a protein of 468 amino acids.